UUGUGGCUUACAUGGCUACUUGCCACAUGAGUAAAUUAAAGACGAUGAAUUGAAAUUAAACACUUUAUUAGCUCGUAACAUAAAAAAACUUUGUUGGAAAAUGUUGUCUUUCAGCCGUAAGCUAAGUUUAAACAAGAUGAACAUGUAAUUUGUUAGUCAUUUUUAAAUAUAUCAUGUAUGUUAUUAAAUUUUUUGAAAUACAGAAAUACAAGUAUUUAACACGUAGGAAGUAUGUGAACAACAUUCUAAUAUACAAAUAUGUUAUUAAUUAGUCAUAUAUGGACAAUUCCAUCAUUAUGGAUGUGACAUUUUUUGUCAAAACUUGUAAUGUAAAUUCUCAGAGAAAGUUUUUAUUACCAAUAUAUCGAAUCAUCUGUUUAUAUUUUACUAAACCCUUGAUGAUAGAGUCCAGACAUCAGAAAAAUAUCAGCCUAAGCUUGAGUUUGAAAAAUGUAUGUGUUAUGGAUGUGACAAAAAAGGAAACAUUUUUGAGAGAAAACACUUUCUGUGAAUUAAAAUAUAAACCAGAAGCAAUAAUACCCAACAAAUGGAGAAGGAAUGGCUCUUUGUAGAACAUAUAGUUACUAUAUUUAAAUUUUGAUGUGCCCAUUUAUGAGGAAUACGGACUGUUAUGAAUGUGACAACUCACUUACCUGACUGUGGUAAACUAUGCUUUAAAAACUUUGAGACUUCGCGUGAAUAUUUAAACCACCAAAUAUUGAAAUCUGACCUAACAGCAUGGUGAAAACCUUUGGUAACAAACUGAUUGUUCAUCCUAAGGUUGACAUUUGCAUGAAAUUGCCCAUUAAUUUUUGAGUCAUUAAACUGCAUUGGUCAAGAUGACUCACAGUUCUCGGAUGACCGUGGUUGUUAUCUGGGAAUAACACCACAUGGAAUGUUACGACUGACCGAUCUGAAUCAAGUAUUUAUUCUAAUCAAGUACUUAUGUAUUACGAUACAUAAGAUAAAUCAUCAUUUUUGGACCAAAAGCUGCCUCACCAUUAUUUCUCUUAAAGACAUUCACUUCUCAAACAAAUCUUUCAAAAAUAGAAUUUCUACCAAUGCCAAGAUCCUCUCUUUAGAUGCAAAAGCAACAAACCAUUGAUUGAAUUCAUCUGUCAGUAAAUUGAAUUCCCACUGAAAUGGUGUGGAAAAGCACUGCAGAAAUGAUUCCAACCCUAAACAUUGUUAUUUUAGUAUCGCACUUGCCAAAAUGCUGAUGUUUUUUCCAAGCCAAAGCAUAUUUGCAGCUAAACAUCAACACAGCUGUCAAACACUGAAGUCGCUUAGAAACAAGUGCAGAAAUGCCAAGGCAGUUUACGAUGUUUAAUGAAUACAUCACACCCGUUUUGUGCACAUUAGCAUUGGACUCAUUAAAGCAGGUGGUUGAGAUGAACGAGAUAGCGGCGAGCCAGCCAGGAACGGUGCAUUCACCGUCUCUUCUGAUACCUUCUUCUCCGGAGACGAUCAUUUUGAAAUGUAACGGUUCCUGACCUCAGCCAAGCCAUUGAGUCAACCCAUCUCACUUCUUGCUUCACAGUCACACCCACCAUAGGCAGCAAACAGGCCCAGGCUUAAUGAACUCACGUGUAGUGUAUUUAAAACCCUGUGGGGUCUUAUGAGUUUGAACUAGAAAUGAAAAUUUGAAAUGGAUGCUUGUGCGGACUGGGCCCGUUGCUGGGAUACGUGUGGGUGAAGCUGGGCAGUUCAGUUAAAUAUGGGUCACCACAUUGUGUGAAUAGUCUCAUCCCUACAGUCAUUUCAUAUGGCUUAAUUUAUUAAAAAUAACUCAAUAUAUGUUAAGAGCCAAGAGUCACUUUUUGAUCAUAUCUCAAAGCACACCCCGGCUGGUAGUUCAAAUUGAGCUUGUCUUGCAAGACUUCAAAAAGCUAUGCAUUGAUCGGAGGAAGUAAAGCUAUUAAUGGAGCACUCAGGAUUGAAGUUUUUCUACGGUCGGUACCAGAACAUAGAAGACCAUCGUCUUAUUUUUAUUCAGAGUGAAUAGCAACAGGAUUUUUCAUUCCAAAGAAUUCAUGACAAAGGCUUCAAAAUAGAGAGUUAGUUCAAGUUUGUAUUUAUGUGCCUUAAUGUAUUAGGGUUUAUAUUGUUGUUCUCAAUCCAGCAAUGCAGCAAAAAAAGGGUAACAAGCUUCUAUAUUGGACUCAUUUCCUGUCUCAAUUAUAGUAGAUUAACUGAGUUUCAUGGAGGUCUGUUUUAGAUUAUUGUCUAAAGGAAAGAAAUGAAUCUCAGAUUGUGGAUUGUAACAUACGUGAUAUAGGAAAUGUACAGUCCCAAUCAAAAGCAGUUGUAACGACAUGAAAGAGAAAAUCCAACAUUUUUUUGGAUUUACUGAAUUGUAUUGAUAUGUAAAACCUGUGUGUUGAAAGUUUCAGCUGUAUAUGUGGAGAUCUAUGCGCAACACCUGACGCAACUGUCAUGCGGAUGACUUUUAAACAUGAAAAUAAAAUCAUUCGUGAGGAUCUUUCUCCACCCAGAGGUAGAUCGAUUAUUGCACUCUAGGCCUAUGACGUCAAGAUGACUGAUAAAGAUCCGAGUUGAUCCGAGUUCAAACACAGCACAAUACAGUCUGUGGUUAGUCAGAAACCUGGCAUUACACGAUUAAGAAAAAUAUCUCUGUUUGACAAGAAAUUUAGCUCAUUUGACUUAAUGUAAUAUUGCCACUUGCUUAUUAGGUGUUAUUAGGGAGAAAUGGGAAACCUGCAUCGCUUGCAGCCAUUGUUUCCGAUGUGAAAAUGCAAUUAGAUGAGCACAAAUCUAAUUGGCCAAUUAUCGGGCGGCAGCACAGAUCCACGUUGACGUUUAGCCAAUUUUAUCCGCUACACCGCAUUAUUUUCCUCCGUAUACUUUUUUUAGAUGAACCGCGUGUCCCUAAUGAGCUUUCAGCACCUCAGAAACCAUUCAGAAAUCAUUUAGCUUUUGUUACGUCAUUCCCCCGCGCCUCUAACGCAACGAUGAUGUCAACAUGCACAGUUCUCCGUGCUAAGGACGUCCUGUUUUACCAAAACUUACCCAUGGGAACAGAGAGCCAUAGUGUACAGGAGAGAAAAUAAAUAGAGCUUGUAUAAUUGAGGAGUAGGCUAAAUUAAUACUGCAUUAUGAACUCUUGAAUUAUACACGCUCAGUUUUCUGUGUUGCAUCAUGUGGAUGAAAAUUCCUUUACUGUUAUUCCUACAAAUUAUGUCACCUAAAAGAUGUUAUAAUAGACAUAUCCUUUAAAUCUGUAAUACAUACUUUGUUUGUGUGUUUUUGUGCAAUUAUUUAAAAACAAACUGAGUUUAAAGCGUUCUCCAAACAUUUGUCUUGAAAAGUGUCACAUUUAUUUUCAAUCCACCCAAACAAAUAGGCUACUGCGUGAAAGUGUGGAAAUUACGCAUUUCAUUUUUCAUAGAGUACAAUCCCUAAUUUAAUGUAUGUUUAAAGCCUAAGUAAUAUUGUUACUUUUGUCUGAGUCAAAACGGGUUUUAUGCUUUGUAUUAGCAAAACUAAAGAUUUAGGCCUUCAUAAUACACUGUAUUCCAGAUGCACUAUGAGGGGCAGCUAGAGUAUCAGCAUAAGUGCAUUCAAAGCGCUACAAAUACUGCAGUAUCAUUUAUCAGAGUACAUGCAUGCUGUUGUAACGAGAGGCUGUUGACCAUGUCCAGUCAGAUAUCCCCCUCUGUCUUUCUGCCACUUGGCCAAGUCCAACACUGUGGAUGUGAAGCUCUCUUCAACACUGACAAGUUUAAACAUCUAGCUUGCUGUGGAGAUUUCUCCCUAUUUAAGGUCUCCCUCUGCUGGUAAUAAAAAUGUGCACAUACUCAAAAAUGAGAUUUUAGUUUUUCCCACAAAGCCCCAAAAUAAUAAAAAAUAAUUCAUUGCAAAAUAUAUCUUCUUUUGUGUUUAGCAGAAGAAAGAAAGUCAUACAGGUUUGAAAUGACGAUGGUGAGUAAACAAUGGAACUGUCCCUUUAAGUAUGUCCAGUAUAUGUUGCGUGAACUUCAGAAACCUGACAAAUAGCUAACUGUUCUUAGGCUACAUAAGUUGCACAUCAAAAAUGAAUGAGAAAAUUGUUCGGUUCAUAUGUGAUAUGGUUGCUUAAAAUUGAACAUAUCGUCGAUGUCCUUCUGAAACCUCAGAUGUCCAAAUUUGCUGUUUUUCAGGAAAUGGGAAAAACACAGUAGCCUACUUAUUAAAUGGUUAAAUACUGUGCUGUGAAAGUUGACAAGCAAAAAAUAAAAAUCACGAAAUAUGGACACACAAGGUUUCAGAAGGACAGCAGUGAUAUAUAAAAUUGAACUUAUACCUCACGCCGGAUGUCUUGAUUCCAAAAAAUAUCUCUAUAGAAAAUCAUAUUCAUUUUAAAAAAAGUAUAAAGUAUAGGUUGUUCUCUCUCCAUGAGACAAUUUAUGUUUUAUUAGUUUCUGUGGGUUGAUCUUUUCUAUUUUUAUCUGUUCAUUACAUUCGAUUUUCAGUCUACUGCAUUAUUAUGCUGACUUGCUAUUCAGAGCCAUUGCAUUUAAGCUUAAGAAGCAGAAUGUUCACUGGAUGGAUUCUUAACCUUUCUGUAAACAGCUUAAAACACUCACAUUCAGAGCCUUUAAAUAUCAUUGAUGGCCCACUUUUAUAAUGCUCUAAACAUAAGGGCCCAUCAGUAAAAUGUGGUAGGUCAAGUAUCACAUUUCAGAACAUGAAUGAAUAUUUUACUCUUCAAUUUAACUGUAUACCAGUACAGUACAAUUUUGUCCUUUUGCUUUUGUCUGUUGGACAGGAAUAAUUUGAUUAACACAAUGGAUUUCAUUGGUUUCUUAUGGAGUCCACAGGUUUUAGAAAUAAAAUAUUUCUAGUGGAUGAAAUUAUGGCAAUAGUUUUUACGCAAAACAUUUCGUUUUUGUCUCAAAUGAUGGCCUUUGCAGAUAAAAAUGUAAUAAAAACUUUAGUAAAUACAUUUACAUUUAGUCAUUUAGCAGACGCUUUUAUCCAAAGUGACUUACAGAGAGUUCAGGGAGCAAUAAACGAUGUGUCAUACAUGAGCAAUAAUACAAUAGGUGCUAAUAAUACAAAGUUAGUUUUAACAAAAGCCAGACCUAUACCUGUUGAGAGAAAGAGAGAGGGUUAGUUUUUUUUCUCAUUUGUCUGUCAAGUAUUCACAGAAGAGAUGGGUUUUAACAAAUAGAAAGGUUUUAUUUCAAAUUUUCCAGUUUCUUCAAUUCCCGUUUUACUGCUUUUGCUGUCAGUUUUUACAAUGUUUCUAAAUUGUCAACUGAAAGCACUUUGUCAUCAGUAUUAGUGAAACAAACUAGCGUCAAAUAGUUUUGUAUUUUCAGCAGAUUCUCUUAAGCACUCAUUUGGGCCUCUCCGAUUGGUUGUUACUGUGACAUCUCUAUUGUCCUUCUCCACUCACCUCUUGUGCACUGACAAAAAAUAACUGCCAAUAGCUCAUGGAAAUCUGCCUGCCGUGGCAUAAUUGAGCUUCACGCUAUUCAUUCUGAUAGCACAUUUUCUUGGAAAACAACAUAAACAGGUUGGCAUUUUUCACAUUAUAUGUUGGGUUUGUUAUUUUAGCUUGUUAUGUUGUUAUUUCACAUUUCAGUUACAACAGGUGAUUUUAAGCCACAAAUUACAGCAGUUUUUUGAAAAUGUGUAAAGAUUUUUUAAUGCUAUACAUUUUUUCAUUGUGUAAAUAUUGUUGUCAAGCUCAUUUAUCUGUACAGAAGUUUAUUCUGAACAUAAAAAGUGACAUACUGAGGAUCUGUUUAUCUGAUAACACAUUACCUGAACUUAUGGUGAAUAAAACCAUUUACAACCACAUGUAUUUAUUAUUGCAGAAAUAUUGCAAAGAAAAAGUGUUUUUAAAUCCAAAUAGUUAGUCUUUCAUAAACAGCAAAAUAUGGUUUUGCCUAUUUCAUAUACAGUAAUUGAACCGUGUUAUACUAGAGUGUCUGUAGGUUCAAGAUGUACAGCUUUAUGGGCGGUGGAUUGUUUUGUGCGGGAGUGGGGAACAUACUCCUGGUGGUCUCCACUGCCACCGAUUACUGGAUGCAGUACCGCCAGUCCAGUAGUUACAUGCAUCAAGGUCUGUGGCGCUACUGUGUCCCUGGAAAAUGCAUGACACACACAGACAGCAUCGCAUACUGGGAUGCUACCCGUGCAUUCAUGAUUCUGGCUAUCCUAGCUUGUUUCUUCGGCCUCAUCAUUGGUGUUAUGGCUUUCAUCAAUUACUCCUUUAACGGCUUUGACAAAACCUUUGCUGCGGGAAUUCUCUAUUUCAUUUCAUGCUUCUUCGUGCUGUUGGCCAUGGCCGUCUACACUGGGAUGACAGUGAACUACUAUGGGAAACGUUACGGGAAUUGGAGGUUUUCUUGGUCAUACAUAAUGGGUUGGGUGUCUGUGGUGUUCACAUUCUUUUCAGGGAUUUUCUAUAUGUGUGCAUACCGUAUGCAUGAACCUAGAGGCCCCAUGUCACGCUGAUCCAUCUGAACUUUGCUAUCUUCAUCUAUUCAGUUUGAAUGCAAACCAUCAUGUCAUCCCUGCUCCCUUUACUUUAGAUCUUUGUUUUAAUUUACAGUGAAUAAAUGACUAAUAAAAUGCUUGGUUUGUUUAAU
Messenger RNA from Triplophysa rosa, 6602 nucleotides. RefSeq names its product lens intrinsic membrane protein 2.3 (gene lim2.3). NCBI's taxonomy places the organism in Eukaryota, Metazoa, Chordata, Actinopteri, Cypriniformes, Nemacheilidae. Gene Ontology annotation, cellular component: plasma membrane. The transcript is spliced from 4 exons. The record is from RefSeq and is a predicted model, not a curated record. Bases 5953 to 6468 code for a protein of 171 amino acids. Gene Ontology annotation, molecular function: structural constituent of eye lens.